UUGAUCUGCAGGACGGUGGCACUAAGUGAGGGUCCGUGCAAGCGCUUCUGAUCAGCAGGAUGGGGUUCUGGGGGUUCCUGAAGACUCAGUUUGUGGUGCACCUCCUCAUUGGCUUUGUGUUUGUUGUGAGCGGCCUGAUAAUCAACUUCCUGCAGCUCUGCACCCUGCCUCUAUGGGGCAUCAACAAGCCGCUGUACCGCAGGGUGAACUGCCGUAUGUCCUACCUGCUAUGGAGCCAGCUGGUGAUGCUGUUGGAGUGGUGGUCCGGCACCCAGUGCACCCUCUUCACUGACCAGGAGACCAUCGACCACUUUGGGAAGGAGCACGUGAUCAUCAUCCUCAAUCACAACUACGAAAUCGACUUCCUGUGCGGCUGGACUAUGUGCGAGCGCUACGGCGUCCUGGGGAGCUCCAAGGUACUGGCAAAGAAGGAGCUGCUGAUGGUGCCGCUGAUUGGCUGGACCUGGUACUUCCUGGAAAUCGUAUUCUGCAAGCGGAAGUGGGAAGAGGACAGGGACAUGGUGAUCCAGGGGCUCCGGAACCUCAGGGACUACCCAGAGUACAUGUGGUUCCUGCUGUACUGCGAGGGCACCCGAUUCACAGAGACCAAGCACAAAAUCAGCAUGGAGGUGGCGGAUAAGAAAGGCCUCGCCCGCCUCAAACAUCAUCUCUUGCCUCGUACCAGAGGCUUCACUACUGCAGUCCAGUGUCUGAGGGGAACAGUCUCGGCGGUGUACGACGUAACGUUAAAUUUCCGUGGGAAUAAGAAUCCGUCCCUGCUGGGAAUUCUGUAUGGGAAGAAGUAUGAGGCUGAUAUGUGUGUAAGGCGCUUCCCCUUGGAGGAGAUUCCCGAGGAUGAGCAAAAGGCAGCUGAUUGGCUGCACAAGCUGUACCAGGAGAAGGAUGCUUUGCAGGAGCAGUACAUUCAGGAGGGGACCUUCCCAGGAACCCAGAUUGUGCCCCCCAGGCGGCCUUGGACCCUACUGAACUUUUUAUUCUGGGCUACGCUUCUCUUAUCCCCUCUUUUCUCAUUCGCCAUCGGGAUCUUUGCCAGCGGAUCUCCCCUUCUGAUCCUUUCCUUCAUGGGCUUUAUGUGGACAGCCUCAUUCGCAGUGCGGCGCCUGAUAGGUGUGACGGAGAUCGAGCGGGGAUCAAGUUAUGGGAACCACGAGGUGAAGAAGUCGAUUUAGCCGCAGGAAAACGCUGGGACGUCCUGGACUUUAUCUUUUUAUUUCUUACUAACAUGAACUGAGGAGGAGGAAGCUCAUCGGGGGCCGCCGCCCACACAGUGACAUUAAGAGCCAAUAGGAUCCCGCCAUUACAUAGGCGCAAGCAAACCUGCUUACUGCCCGCAACACCAGUGACCGUAUUAAUUCCACUUCAUGCCGCACAUCCCAUAAUGCCCUGUAACCACUCCCGCUGCGCAGCACCCAGGGGGCUCCAGCCAUAGAAUAACCCGGCCGCGCACCUCUCUGAGCCAGACCCCCCACCUUCUGAGAUCCUCUGGGCAACAUUGGGGCCACAGGAGCCCUCCGGGCCGCCCAGCAUUUCCUCUGCAUGAAUGUAAUCCGUACCAAUCCGCUCUCCUCUGCAUGGAGCAAAGCAUGCUGGGACUGCGGCGGGAUAGAGUGCUAGAGCCGCAGAGGAGUGUGCAAGCGCUCUAUUUGUGCUCACACAUAAUACCAGGGGCGUCGGGCUUUUCUGAGGUACAACAUUUGGUUAGGCCCCGCCCCUUUCCCUUAUAUUGCCCCCACCUUAGCAACUAUUCCAAGAAUGUGGGGUGCUCAUCCCAAUGGACCCACAAACUGGGCUUCCAGGACUGUCUAGGAGAACAAAUAGGCACCCCCCCCCCCCCCAAAUCUCACCCACACUGGCUCUGAGUCAUGGGACCCCCCUAUUGCUACACAGUCACAUGACUAGGUACUACACAGGGCAAGCUCAUACGCACACACGGGGAAGGGGGUGCACGGAUUGCACCAGUGUCCCCCCCCCCAUACUUUAGUAUUCGCUGAGUGGGAGGCGGGCUUAUAUUCACUCGGGAGGGUGAGGCCAGGAACAUGGCACUGUAGCACGGUGGGGGGGGCUCUAACAUGUAUGGGCACAGGGUACUGAUGGGGGGGGGGGGGCAUGUGUGCAAACUAUGAUUGUUAUAGGAAACCCAUUAGAAACAAAUAGCCAAUGGUAGCUACCUGCAGGUAUAGCCCCUCCCACACCUGGGCCACCUCCUCUAAUCCUUUGGAAAGGGAACACAGGGGGUACAACCAAGUGUGGGGGGGGGCAUUCCCAGAGACCUGCCACGUGGCCCCCUUAUGAGUUAUGUGGCCCCUGUAGGGUUAGAUGUUGCCUCUGCCUGAGGAGAACGGAAGCUUUAGAUUGAGGUGUCGGACAUCAUCAUGUGCUAAUUAUCACGGCGUAUCCCCCUCCCAUAGGGACUGGUGUGGGGCUCGUCCUGUGGGCUUACACGUGUGUGUGUGUGUGUGUGUGUGUGUGUGUGUGUGUGUGUGUGUGUGUGUGUGU
Messenger RNA from Xenopus tropicalis (tropical clawed frog), 2517 nucleotides. RefSeq names its product 1-acylglycerol-3-phosphate O-acyltransferase 3 (gene agpat3). Lineage: Eukaryota; Metazoa; Chordata; Amphibia; Anura; Pipidae. Gene Ontology annotation, molecular function: acyltransferase activity. The record is from RefSeq and is marked provisional.